UCAGGAUUAGGAAUUGGAUUUUUCAAUUCCCCACAAAACCUUAUCUCCUUCUCAAUCCUUCCCUUUUGCCACAUCCACAUUUUCCCCCUUUCUACUUUCUUCCCAUUUGUACUGUUCCUCAUUGGCUUCUUGCAAGAUCGUAAUGUCACCACUAUUUUGUUAACACUGUAAGAAAUUAUCGCCAAUGGCAGCCUUAAUUUCCUGCCAUCAUUAUUCUUCUCUACAAUUUACAACUACCCAUAAACUUCUUAAGCAUAAACUACAGUCGAAAAACAUCAAUUAUGCUUCCGUUCGGCAAUUUAAACCUCAAUGUACUUCUCAAAAUACGCCUCCGUCCCAGCCUCAAAAUGAACAGAAAAAUUGGAGGUCUUCAAUAAAGGAUUGUGCAAUAUCUAUAGCACUGGCGGUUGGUUUGAUAACUGGAGUACCAGCAUUGGGAGGAGCAGGAGAGGCAAUGGCAAAUGCAAUUGAUCCAGCAUUGCCCGACGUUUCAGUUUUGAUUUCCGGGCCACCAAUAAAGGAUCCAGGGGCAUUGUUGAGGUACGCAUUGCCGAUUGACAAUAAGGCUAUUCGGGAGGUUCAAAAGCCGCUCGAAGAUAUUACUGAUAGUCUCAAGGUUGCUGGUGUGAAGGCCCUUGAUUCUGUCGAAAGAAAUGUUAGACAGGCAUCACGGGCUCUUAAACAAGGUAGAACCUUGAUUGUUGGAGGUUUGGCAAAGUCAAAGGUUGACGAUGGAAUUGAAUUGCUUAACAAACUGGAAACCGGACUAGAUGAGCUUCAAAAAAUUGUGGAGGAUAGGAAUCGGGAUGCUGUUGCACCUAAGCAGAAGGAAUUGCUUAAUUAUGUCGGAGGUGUUGAAGAGGAUAUGGUGGAUGGAUUUCCAUAUGAAGUACCUGAAGAAUAUAGAAAUAUGCCAUUGCUAAAGGGAAGAGCAACGGUGGAUAUGAAGGUCAAGUUGAAAGACAAUCCUAACCUGAAUGAAUGUGUAUUCCGCAUUGUUUUGGAUGGUUACAAUGCCCCUGUAACUGCUGGAAAUUUUGUCGAUUUAGUGGAAAGACAUUUCUAUGACGGCAUGGAGAUUCAAAGAUCGGAUGGCUUUGUAGUUCAAACAGGAGAUCCUGAAGGUCCUGCUGAGGGCUUUAUUGACCCCAGCACAGAGAAAACUCGUACUAUUCCUCUGGAGAUUAUGGUGAAUGGAGAAAAGGCGCCCUUUUAUGGAGAAACUCUGGAAGAGCUUGGUCUAUACAAGGCGCAAACAAAGCUUCCAUUUAAUGCAUUUGGAACUAUGGCGAUGGCCAGAGAGGAAUUUGAGAAUAAUUCGGCUUCGAGCCAGGUAUUUUGGCUAUUAAAAGAAAGCGAACUAACUCCUAGCAAUGCCAACAUAUUGGAUGGUCGAUAUGCAGUAUUUGGUUAUGUGACAGAAAAUGAGGAUUUUUUGGCAGACCUAAAGGUUGGAGAUGUUAUAGAGUCGAUGCAGGUAGUGUCUGGCAUAGAUAAUCUUGCCAACCCGAGCUACAAGAUUGCUGGUUAGGAGAAGACUUUCAUAAUCAAAUUUAUUGUGGUCCAGUAAUUCUAUCGUGUUGAUUCAACACAACUUGCAUUUCCACUAUUUUUCAGUCAAUAAUGUUUUCAAGUCUUCUAGCAUGUGGAUUUCAUGUUGCAAUCUAUUUCAUUCAUUACAGCAAACAACAGGUGUACUUGUUAAUGAUCAGUCGCAUAUCUGUGCAACUUCUAUUGUAAAAACGAAUUCUUUGAAUUUCAUGGGAAAAUUGGAUUGCAGGAUUAUUGUCCACAAGAAGUCA
Messenger RNA from Olea europaea var. sylvestris, 1802 nucleotides. Its product is annotated as peptidyl-prolyl cis-trans isomerase CYP38, chloroplastic. Gene Ontology annotation, molecular function: peptidyl-prolyl cis-trans isomerase activity. The record is from RefSeq and is a predicted model, not a curated record. Gene Ontology annotation, biological process: protein peptidyl-prolyl isomerization. The transcript is spliced from 7 exons. NCBI's taxonomy places the organism in Eukaryota, Viridiplantae, Streptophyta, Magnoliopsida, Lamiales, Oleaceae. The coding region runs from base 185 to 1531 and encodes 448 amino acids.